AUUUCAGACCGGGACGGAAAGGGACGCGGAGCGGGCGCCGCGCGCGGCGGGCAGGGAGACGCCGGCGUGCUCCCGCGGCCCGCGCAGCGCCGGGCAGGUACCGGUACCCGACCCCCCGGGCCGCGCUCCCACCCCCCUCCUCCUUCCCUCGCCCCCCGCCGAGGCGGGGCAGGAGUGAAGCGACUCCCCGCAGCUGGCCGCCCCCCCCUCACCCUCAGUGCCGCGUACCGCGGGGAGCGGCCGGACGGCGGCCCCCGAGCGGCUCGCGCCUCCCCCUCCGCCCUCCGUCCCCGCGGCGCGGCGGGACAGGUGGCCAACGCCCUCCGGGAGCCCGGCACCUGGUGCUGAGUCAAUCCCGCGCCUCGCGCCGCUCCCCCUUUCCUCCUCUCUUCACCCCGCAUCCCACCCGCGAGGCCGGCUCGCAAACUUAGGCGGCCCGGCCGGCUCCGCGCUGGGGGAGCCGGGGCGGGGCGGGCGGCGGCCGGGCCGCGGAGGUGCCGAGCCCGUGCUAGUGCCCUCGCAGCGCUGCGGAGCCGGGGCUGGGCGGGCGGCGGGGGAAGAAGCGAGAGCCGCGGCCCCGUCCCGCCGAGCCUCUGCGGCCAGCGGCUGCGCUCCCGGCCUUACGGGCGGCGGGGCGGGCUGCCGUGCCGCUGGAACUUGGGAAGAAAGCGGUGGGGAACGAGAGCCUUUCUGAGCAUAUUCCGUCCUUCUCGGUGCCCGCGCUGCGCUUCUGUGUGAUUCUGUCUGAGGAAUCUCUUCCCUUCGGAGCUUUUUGUCCUCUCUUUCCGGGAGGGAUCCGCUUUCCGGUCUGCUAAAAAAUGACAGAGUAUAAGCUUGUUGUCGUUGGAGCUGGUGGUGUGGGCAAGAGCGCCUUGACAAUACAGCUCAUUCAGAACCACUUUGUGGAUGAGUAUGACCCUACCAUAGAGGAUUCCUACAGAAAGCAAGUAGUAAUUGAUGGGGAAACCUGUCUCUUGGAUAUUCUUGAUACAGCAGGUCAAGAAGAAUAUAGUGCAAUGAGGGACCAAUAUAUGAGAACAGGAGAAGGCUUUCUGUGUGUUUUUGCUAUAAACAAUACAAAAUCUUUUGAAGAUAUUCACCAUUAUAGGGAACAAAUAAAGAGAGUUAAAGACUCUGAAGAUGUCCCAAUGGUGCUAGUAGGAAACAAAUGUGAUUUGCCUUCCAGAACAGUAGAUACAAAACAAGCUCAGGAUUUAGCAAGAAGUUAUGGAAUUCCUUUUAUUGAAACAUCAGCAAAGACAAGACAGGGUGUUGAUGAUGCCUUCUAUACAUUAGUUCGAGAAAUCAGAAAACACAAAGAGAAGAUGAGCAAAGAUGGUAAAAAGAAGAAAAAGAAGACAAAGACAAAGUGUAUAAUUAUGUAAAUACAAUGUAUCCUUAUUCUUAAGACGUACUGAAGUAAUUUUUGUACAUUACACUAAAUUAUUAGCAUUUGUUUUUAGCAUUACUUUACUUUCUGCUUCAUGAUCCUGUUAGCUUUACCUGAAUGCUUGUUUUAAAUGACAGUGGAAACUUCAUUCCUCUUAAAGUGCCAGUAUUCUUUGAGUGUUGGUUCUUGAACUAGCAAUGCCUGUGAAGAAAAAUAAAAACAAAUGA
Messenger RNA from Gallus gallus (chicken), 1617 nucleotides. It is a transcript of the gene KRAS, whose product is annotated as KRAS proto-oncogene, GTPase. Gene Ontology annotation, molecular function: GTP binding; GDP binding; GTPase activity. Bases 819 to 1385 code for a protein of 188 amino acids. Lineage: Eukaryota; Metazoa; Chordata; Aves; Galliformes; Phasianidae. Gene Ontology annotation, biological process: Ras protein signal transduction. The transcript is spliced from 5 exons. Gene Ontology annotation, cellular component: plasma membrane. The record is from RefSeq and is a predicted model, not a curated record.